ACAAACGAUGGAAGAAAAGAAUUGAAACAAAGAAUGAGAGAAAAGUCAUCCUCCAAUACGCAAAACGUGACUCCGAGAUGAGGCUGAAGUUAGUAACGUUAACGGAACGAAACAUUGGGGGAGAAAAAUUAAUACUUUGCAUAUUUAUAGUGACUUUGAAGUAGCUAAGUUUUUGAGAAUGUGAAUAAGUUUUAUCUUAUUAUGUUUUACAGCAUUUCGGACACCCGUGGAAUUGUGAAGUAACGAUUUUUCCGAAAAAUAAAUCAUUGCAAUAACGUUACUAACUUCAGCGUCGUACUACGAGGAGGGGGGGGAAAGCGAAGAUUCCGCGAAACAAUGUUGCGCAAUUUAUUCACGAUCAGAAACUGAGAGACGCGCAUUGCCGAGGCCAAAAACAAUAUUAUUAUCACCGUCGUCACUCGACGUUCGCCGAACACUAUGGGAAUGAUGAAAAGGUACGAGCGGGUAUUAUAGCCGUGUUACAUUUGAAAGGCGACGUGAAUUUUCAAAUGUGUUUGUUCGUUGUAGGUUUUUCCACAAUAUUAAGGAAUCCCCAUUAACUUAAUUAGAAAGGAGACAAAAUCGAUUUAUAAUUACUUGUCAAAAGAUGAGAAUAAAAUGUUUCAGCUGUUAUAGAGUUCCACGAACUGAUAAAAUUACUAACAAUAAAUAUAACGUUCGAUUGGAGAAAGGAUAUAGCAGUGUUUAAUGUCGCGUAUUAUUUGAAACCCUGAUUCGUAUACAGGGAUAAGGAUUGCCUAUGAAAGAAUAAAAACGUACAAUAUAUCGUGAAGAAAACCCAUUUACCGACAGCGCAGUAAGCUUCUUAAAUUAAAUGCAAGUCCAAGUUUGCGAAAAACGAAUCAAAUCAGACAACAAAAUCGCAAACCAAGGUGUCGCGAGGUUCAAGUGGGGAGGGAGGGCCGCCGGCAACGUUAGGGAAAGGUGGCUGUGCCGUCACGGUGUUGCAACACUAAACUGCAUACCUUGUACACGUGAAUGUGUAUACAGUUACAUACAUACGUACCUACAGCUGGUAACAUUGUUAAGCAAUGGAAGAAAAAAAUUUUAUAAUUAUACCUAUAUUCUGAUAUAGUAAUGUCAAAUUUCAUACACGACGAGAUGACUGCAAUUGUAUUUUAUACUUGAUUAUAGAUAAAGACUGUGCUCGGUGAAGAGAUCGGAAACUUGUGAUAAUAAUGAAAGAGGUGAGUUUUCGUUUAACCGUUAGACAAUUGAGAAGCGAAUAAAAUCGUCAAACAACUGUUGCAUUAUCGCAAGCGAGAGUAACAAUGAAACGUGAAAACGAUCCCUUGCCGAUCGGUAGCGUAGGAAACUGCGAUUCUACGAUUUUCUGCGAAUGAUGCGACAAGAAAGAAAGAAAAAUCACCCUGAGGUGGCUGGAUGAUAAAAGUAAGAACGUGAAUAAUUGAGUAAAAAGGAAGAAAAAGCAGGCGAGAGGGCGAACGGAGGCUACUUGAUAUGAAAAUGUUGGUGCGCGACGUCGUGAGUGAGAUCAGUUCGCGUAUCGGACUGGGAAUAGUUCCUGGAUGCGAGCAGAACGGCCUCCACAGAGGAAUAGCAAAUUUGGCGGCUCUGAUCCUCGAAGAGGAGGAAACAUCCGGGUCCCCGGAUGAAAGAAGAUUCCAACUGGAGUCGGCAACGAUUGAAGAAAAUCACGCGAUAGUCGGUGCCGAAGACAGGAUACCCAUGGUCAGCCAAAACUACGGAAGUCUUCGUAGAAGGGGCCUAAAUAGACGCGGAGCCGAGUCGCCAAACAAUGUGUCAGGCUCUCCGCCGUCAGUCAGCCCUCUAUCGUCUUCGGUGAUAUUGCAGCGCGAAGGUGCUAUCACGCAGCCAGCGAGCACCCCAGCUUCGCCUUUAUCCUCUCUUUCUUCCCAAAUAACGCAACUAAAUCUUCCAUCACCGGAAGACUGUACCCAAGAUCCGAAUUGGCAAGCGACAAAGUCAAGCGUGCGUGAACGCAAUGCUGCCAUGUUCAACAACCAUCUUAUGGCAGAUGUACAGUUCAUUGUUGGAAGUCCGGGACACACUCAACCCAUACCAGCCCACAAAUAUGUAUUAGCCACGGGAAGUUCCGUAUUCUAUGCCAUGUUUUACGGAGGUUUGGCAGAAAAUAAAAAAGAUAUCGAAGUACCUGAUGUGGAACCUGCAGCGUUUCUCACUCUACUGAAGUACAUGUACUGCGACGAGAUUCAACUGGAGGCAGACACAGUCCUGGCUACUUUGUAUGUAGCAAAGAAGUACAUUGUCCCCCACCUGGCACGAGCGUGUGUCAAUUAUUUAGAAACCAGUUUAACCGCCAAGAAUGCCUGCCUUCUGUUGAGCCAGUCGCGACUAUUCGAAGAGCCAGACCUUAUGCAACGCUGCUGGGAAGUUAUUGACGCUCAAGCAGAAAUGGCCCUGAGGUCGGACGGGUUUGUGGAUAUAGACAUCCACACCCUCGAGUCUGUCCUCUCUCGAGAGACCCUAAACUGCAAGGAGACCCACCUAUGGGAUGCAGCUCUCAGAUGGGCCUCCGCCGAAUGCGCUCGCCGUGAACUAGAGGCUACACCCGCCAAUCAGAGACGGUUGUUAGGACCUGCCUUAAAUUUAAUAAGACUCCCGGCUAUGAGCUUAGAGGAGUUUGCUAAUGGCGUAGCACAAACUGGGAUUCUAAACCCACAGGAAACAAUAGACAUUUUUCUCCAUUUCACUGCAAGUAGCAAGCCACAACUUUGUUACCCAAUCAAACCUCGACAAGGGCUGAAGACUCAGGUCUGCCACAGGUUUCAGUCGUGUGCAUACAGAUCUAAUCAAUGGCGCUACAGAGGGAGAUGCGAUUCGAUUCAGUUUAGCGUCGAUAAGCGAAUUUUUGUUGUUGGUUUUGGUUUAUACGGAAGUUCAUCAGGAGCGGCUGACUAUAACGUUAAAAUAGAAUUGAAAAGAUUGGGCCGUGUGUUAUCAGAAAAUAAUACGAAAUUCUUUUCCGACGGUUCGAGCAAUACUUUUCACGUGUACUUCGAAAAUCCUAUUCAAAUAGAACCUGAGUGUUUUUAUACCGCAAGCGCAAUAUUGGACGGUGGUGAACUGAGCUACUUUGGUCAAGAAGGGAUGUCGGAAGCAACCAUUGGCAGUGUUAAUUUUCAAUUCCAAUGCAGCUCAGAAAGUACAAAUGGGACUGGAGUUCAGGGAGGUCAAAUUCCUGAACUUAUAUUUUAUGGACCCCCUACGGAUGAUUGACGCAACUUUAUCCCAGAGACAAUGGUGUAAUUACCCGUUGCAAUAACUAUCAAUAAUGUUUCUCACUAAUGGUUUUACCGCUCCCAUUUCCUAUUGACACUGCGCUGAGGGGAGCUGUUGAAUAUCGGACAUUGAUAUUACAUCCCAUAUUUAUUAUGUAUAAAAGUUAUUCUCACUUUACUUAUUGCAGUGAAAAUAACAAUUAUGAGUAAAAUUAUAAUUACACAUGGAGAUAGACCACCGCUAAGAUAAUAUUAUCCCAGAUUUAGUUUUCGUCACUUUUAUAAAGUGUAAAAUAGUGUAGCUUGUUAGGAAAUAUCAUUCUCACGAUUUCAUUGUUAAAUUUAAAAUAUUAAAUACUGGAGAAAAAAAAUGUUAUUUUAUCGAAUUCUUUAUUCACGGCAACUGUAUCAAAUAAUAUUAUCAACUUGUAAUUUCAAAUGUGAAAUAGAAGAGAACAGAGAAAAUUUCAAUUUUUCUUCACCUUUUAAGCAACGCACAAGUCAUGACAAAAACUAUGCUCCUGAUUUAGUGUUUUAUAACUUUAUUCUGAAUAAGUUUGUAUAUGUAUAUAUAUACUAUAUGUAUAUACAUACACACACAUAUAUAUAUAUACUAUAUGUAUAUAUACACACAUAUCUAUACAUAUGUAUAUAUAUAUCGAUGAUUCAGUGGUGACAAUUUUAAUACAAUUUUUAUUAAAUUCGGCACCUAAGCCAAAGUCGGAAAAUAGUCAGCACUUACUUGUAUAACUAUAUACUUGAAGUACAACCACUAACAUUCAUUGUGAUAGUCAGCUUAAGAUUGCACCAGGCUAUGAUAUCUUGUCUCGAAUAAGAUGUAAAAACUAUUCACUUUGAACACGUUGUAUCGAAGGUUGUAAAAUUUCUUACGCAACAAGUGCGAAAUCUUCAUAGAAUUUGACAUGUAUGAGAUAUUAUAAACUACUAGCCUAUUAAUAGAAGAGAGGAGAAAAAAGAAAAAAUUAAACCCCGUAGAUCUCUGUAUGAGAAGAAUAUAUAGUUACGUUUUAUACGUAUCAGCACCUAGGCUGCAGGCACUUUCUUAUACUAUUCAAAUAUUGUUGGAAUAAUGAGUUAUAUUGUUAGAUCUGCUUCUGCCAUUUCACGUGUAUAGAAAUUUAUCAUUUCUAAUAUGUAAAUUGUUAUUUCAUACUAUAAACACAUAAAAUAUUAAA
Messenger RNA from Neodiprion virginianus, 4441 nucleotides. It is a transcript of the gene lute, whose product is annotated as BTB/POZ domain-containing protein 6. Gene Ontology annotation, biological process: neurogenesis. NCBI's taxonomy places the organism in Eukaryota, Metazoa, Arthropoda, Insecta, Hymenoptera, Diprionidae. Bases 1483 to 3243 code for a protein of 586 amino acids. The transcript is spliced from 7 exons. The record is from RefSeq and is a predicted model, not a curated record. Gene Ontology annotation, molecular function: protein binding. Gene Ontology annotation, cellular component: cytosol.